This is a messenger RNA of Pungitius pungitius (ninespine stickleback), 1767 nucleotides long. It is a transcript of the gene rsrp1, whose product is annotated as arginine/serine-rich protein 1. NCBI's taxonomy places the organism in Eukaryota, Metazoa, Chordata, Actinopteri, Perciformes, Gasterosteidae. Bases 253 to 1035 code for a protein of 260 amino acids. The transcript has 4 exons. The record is from RefSeq and is a predicted model, not a curated record.
ACCCAGCCGCCACUUCUUCACUUCACAGACCUUCGAUUCAACGGCAAGCAACGGACAAACCGCCGACGCUUUCGCAUAAUAUUUAGCUACAAACAAAAACUUUUCGGGACAAUUUGAGCUAUAUUUGUGAGUCACCUUCUCUUACAACGCUUGUUAAAGUGUUUCUUUUGAUACGACGUUUGCUUACUUGCGUUUUAAUCGACGCUAACGGAACAAAGGUUUUCAAUCCACACGCGGCCUGAACCUAUAACAAUGACCAAGGGAGAGGACUCUCGCUCGGAAAUUGCCCGCGUUCGCCAUAAUGACGGCAUCAAGGUGAUCUUCGACCGGAGCAGCGCCGCCAUAUCUCGCUCCCGUUCACGAUCCAAAAGUGCCAGCAGACGCUCCAGCGGCUCCCGUCGCCACAGGGGGCGCAGCAGCCGCCGCCAUCACCGUUGCUCGUCGUCUUCGUCCGGCAGCAGGUCGUCCUCUCGCUCCCGCUCCCACCCGCGUUGCCACAGGCCGUCCUCCCGCUGUCGCUGUGACAACCAUCGCAGGCGUGGUGGCCGCCGAUCCGCGCCGCGCCGCCACAGGGAAAGCUCCGACUCCCCCUCCCCCUCCAGGCACUCCCGUCACCGACGCAACAGGUCCCCGUCCAGCCGGUCCGGGAGGGCGGUUAGCCGGUUCUCCCAGUCCCCGCCCAGAAACCACAGAAGCAGCUCAGGAUCCGAAUAUUCAGAGAAUUCCGUUGACUUGAGUAUUGAUGGUAAAGGAAAACCAAUCAUGUCUGUUGAUGCUGCCAUAAUCCAAGAAGACGAGAAACUCUACAGUCCUGAGAUCGUGGAAUCAAUCGAGUCGGCACAGGCGGUGGAGUCCAAACAAGUAUUGCGAGAGACAUGGGUGAGACAAGACCUGGAAAAGACUCCGUCACAGGUGGGUGUCUUAGAUCGAUGGUCAGCUGCACAUCACACACUAAAUAUAAAGCUGUCUCACAAGUUCUUAUUGAACACACAGAAGUUUCCCCCCCAUCUAGGACUACAUAUUAAUACAAGAUAACAUGACAGUGGUCUCCACUCAUCGGCACCUGGGAUUAAAGGGCUGUCAUGUGACUUAGGUGACGAUACGUGUUUGCGUGAAAGUUUACCUGAUAACCCUUGUAAUGUUGAGUCUUAAGUUAACCAAACACACAUGCUUGAUUUUUUUUUUUUUUUGUGCACACAGCCAAAACAAAUGCUAAUUCCACACAUAGAUGCUUAAUGAUCAAUUCAGACAUUGUAUUACACUGACCACUUCAUAUAGAUAGGCAAUAGAAUUUUGACUUUUCAAAUGUAUUCAUGCUUGAAGUUGAAAUGGGUCGUUGUUAUUUAGCAGAAUCCUUCACUCGCUGAUGGAGCAAAGGCGUGUGGACUGCAUUAUAGUGACUAUCCCUGUCAAGAGAGCUAAAAACAGACGAAGAACUCCGCUCCGUAUGCCAAAGAUAAGUUGGUUCACCAGCCGUGUCCCGAGGGCUGGGAAACCUACGUCACCACCAUUCUGCCACUGUAGACAGAGAAGACAUCCUUUUUUACUAUGAUUCUUUUUGCAUUUUAUGGUUUUGUUUUGGUGUUCUGUAGGAUGGUUUUAAGUGGUGGAGACAUUGAACUGUGUGACAGCAGUGGGAUGGGCGGUGGGGGGCUGUUAGUGUUGAAACUAACACUUAAAUAAUUCACCAUGCAAUGAAGAGUUUUACGAUAUUAGCAGUGGGAGCUGUAGUCCAUCUAAAACGUAAACAAGCUGUCAACACACCAU